UUGGCUGCUGAAGCAAUCAACAUGAGCUUGAUCAUUCUGUUGGCACUAUUAGGAGCUGCUGUGGCAGCACCACAUGGUGAAGAAAGAAUCAUCGGAGGCUCUGAAUGUGUGGCUCACUCACAGCCGUGGGCGGUUUCUCUGCACUAUGGCUACCACUUCUGUGGAGGAGUGCUUAUCAGUGAACAGUGGGUGCUCUCUACUGCUCAGUGCUGGUACAACCCCUAUAGUAUGCAGCUUAUUUUGGGAGAUCAUGAUGUGCGUGUGUUUGAGGGAACUGAACAGCUUCUGAAGACAGAAAAUAUUAUCUGGCACCCCAACUACGACUACAGAACUCUGGACUAUGAUAUUAUGCUAAUUAAGCUGUUCCACCCCGUGAAAGUGACUAAUGCUGUACGGCCAAUAUCUCUGCCAACUGGCUGUCCCUUUGAAGGAAUGCCCUGUACUGUCUCUGGAUGGGGGUCUCUUUACGCUGAUUCCUUAUUCAUGCCUUUUCGUCUUCAGUGUGCUGAUAUCCCAAUUGUGGGUGAGCAGGAGUGUGAAAAGUCUUAUCCUGGUAUGCUAACUCGUAGAAUGGUGUGUGCUGGCCUUAAGGAGGGUGGAACGGAUGCCUGCUCUAGAGAUGCAGGAAGUCCGCUGGUGUGCUACGGAGAGGUGCAUGGGCUAGUGUCCUGGGGUCAAGGCUGUGGCCUGCCAGGCUACCCUGGGGUCUACGUCAAAGUGUGCGAGUUCCUCUACUGGAUCAGAGACGUCAUGGCUGCAAAUCCUUAAAGUUUCUUUCUGUAUUCCAACUGCUUCAUCACAAUUUUUACUUCACUCUUUUCACCCCUCACUACUUUCACAGUUUUGUUAUGUUUUGUUUGUUUUCUGUUUUCACUUAAUCAUCAAAAAAUGUGAUGAGAUUGAAUUGGGAUGCAUGAAUAAAAACUCCCCUGCUGUGA
Clarias gariepinus (North African catfish) is the source of this 938-nucleotide messenger RNA. Its product is annotated as trypsin-like. The transcript is spliced from 6 exons. The record is from RefSeq and is a predicted model, not a curated record. Bases 22 to 768 code for a protein of 248 amino acids. Gene Ontology annotation, molecular function: serine-type endopeptidase activity. NCBI's taxonomy places the organism in Eukaryota, Metazoa, Chordata, Actinopteri, Siluriformes, Clariidae. Gene Ontology annotation, biological process: proteolysis.